This is a messenger RNA of Chenopodium quinoa (quinoa), 2391 nucleotides long. RefSeq names its product squamosa promoter-binding-like protein 13A. Gene Ontology annotation, molecular function: DNA binding. The transcript has 4 exons. Gene Ontology annotation, cellular component: nucleus. Lineage: Eukaryota; Viridiplantae; Streptophyta; Magnoliopsida; Caryophyllales; Amaranthaceae. The record is from RefSeq and is a predicted model, not a curated record. The coding region runs from base 845 to 2134 and encodes 429 amino acids.
UGAGCUCUGAUUCUAAACUCUAAAGGGGAUUUUGUAUUCUUGCAAACCUUCCAAUUUCCAUAGUAGAAGUAUUAUUAUUUAUUAGUAUUAAUUAUUAAUAAGUUGGACAUCUAAAUAAAACUAAAACCAAAAAAAGAAAUAUGGGGAAAGAUGAAAGAAACAAAGAAAAAACCCAAAGAAUGAGACAUCAUCCAAUGUGAGACACACUAAACACAAGAAAGUACUCAAGACCCAUACCCCCCUUUUCUUUCCUCCCCUUUCUUUGUACUUUUCAAUUUUUUUCACCCAAAAAAGUUGAAAGCAACAACACCCUGUCCCUCUCCCCUCCACUCAUUUUUUUAAUUAUUAUUUUUACCUUUCAAAAUCCCAUUUAUUCAUUAUUUUACUAACUUACAUUUUUCUACUUACUGCAAGGCUACAAACCCUUAUAUAGGAAGUCCUAACUCCCAUAUUUGUGAACAUUAUUUUACACAUUACUCUCUACUUUCUACUUAUAUUUUCCUUUUCUUUUCUUUUUUAUUUCAACUUUCUACUUAUAUACUCUGAACAAAGUAAGCCUAACUCUUUUCUUUUUUGCCUUCCUUAACUUGAACUAUUUUCUCUCUCUUAUUUGCUUACUUUUAACUCUUUUCACUCUCUAAUUAGUAAGUGUAGUAGUCUUAAUAAAUUUUCUGCUUCUACGUUAAAUAUAGGCUUAGCUUUUCUUUUCUCUUGUCCUGCUAAAAAAGAAAGGCUAUACUAUUAAGCACAGCUCUUGCUUUGCUUUCUUCUCUAUCUCUGUCUCUCUCUUCCUGAUCCACACUGUUGUCAUAUUAUUGGUUUGUAAUGGAAUCACUGUCAGAGAAUGAAUGGUUGGGAAGCCCAGAUCAGUGUCCUUGUUCUGCAGCUCUUUUUUGAAGAAAAUAGUAGGGUGGACAAAAUUUGGGAGGGAGAAGGUUAUUAUAUGGGCUAUAAACUUACAAAAAAUUACUGUGACUUGGCUGAGUUGAAGAAGGGAGGAAUUGCUACUAUUUCAGCCAUUUUUGGGUCCUCUAGCUUUGAUACAGAGAAGGCAAUAGGAGAGAGGCUUGUGGAUUUGAAACUUGGUAGGUUAGGUGACUUUGGAAAAGGAUUAGUGAACAACUUCAAGGGUCAUUCAAAUUCUAUUAUGGACCCAUUUUCACCAACAGCUGGAUCAUCAAAAAGGCCCCGAACGCCAGGUACCACUAGCCAAGUGGUUUCGUGCUUAGUGGAUGGAUGCAAGGCCGACCUUAGUAAAUGCAGGGACUACCACCGACGCCAUAAAGUUUGUGAGAUGCACUCCAAGACCCCAAGAGUUACAAUUGGGGGCAAUGAACAACGCUUUUGUCAGCAAUGCAGCAGGUUUCACCCACUAGGGGAAUUCGAUGAGGGGAAGCGGAGUUGUAGAAAACGUCUUGAAGGACAUAAUCGUCGUAGAAGGAAGCCUCAGCCUGAACCCCUACCUGUGAAUCAAGGAAAUUUCUUUUCUGCUAGCCAAGGUAGUAGAUUUUUGGCAUUCAGCAACCAACCAAUAAUUCCAGCUACAUCAGUGGUGACAACUGCUUGGUCUGGAGCUGUUAAAUCUGAGAGCAACCCGACACUCUACAACAGCGCGGCACCUAGUUCAUACUCUCAGGCUUACAGAGGCAGACAGUUCCCAUUCUUACAAGUUCCUGAAUCCCCACUUACUGGAGUUUCUUCAGCUGGUCAAACACUUCAUCACGAUCCCAAUAAUGGUGGCGGAAGCAGCAGCAGCAGCAACAACAACAACAACACUAACAACCAGAAAACACUUUUCUGCAAUAGCCUGAACCAAGUGAUUGACUCGGAUCGUGCUCUCUCUCUUCUGUCAUCAAAUGCUGAGACUCCCGAGAUGGGUUUGGGCCAUACUUUCCAUCAUCCGAGCCUAGUAAACCCUACUCGGGCAAUGCUUUCAAGCCUGCACUACAACAGCGUUCCUUCUCAGUACCCAGGCUCCUCCCAAGGCCAUGGUAUGGAAGGACAUCCUACAGGUUCUGGACUGUUCUCGGACUUACGGAGCAGUAACAGCCUCUGCCAGGAUGUUUUCCAGAAUAAUACUGGUGCAUCUUCUACUAGUGGAGGCCAUCAAACACUUUCCUUCUCUUGGGAGUAAUUCGUUUCUGUUGCGAUUUGUUCGCUUGUCUAAUCUUUUCCUAAUCCUAAUUAAUCCUUAAUAAAAAAAAAAAUUACUUUGUUGUAUGAAAACUUUAUCUUUAUUUCUAAGUCUUAAAUGAGUUGGCUUUUCCUUGAAUUUGGUUGCCUCUUAAAUGCUUGACAAUUUGUGUUUUCUGGGAUACUACAGUCCCAAAAGAGAUGUCUCACUUUGUAAUUUAACCUACAAUAAUUCCAAACUUCCCUUACUUUGUUGAA